Molecule: messenger RNA, 570 nt
Organism: Adineta ricciae
Lineage: Eukaryota; Metazoa; Rotifera; Eurotatoria; Adinetida; Adinetidae
Source: the annotation of a GenBank genome assembly
AUGGUACUCUUUGUUGAAUGGAAAUUGAAGAAAGGAAGAUUAAUAAUCGAUCUUCUUUUCUCACUGCGCAGUUUGUCAAAUAAAAAACUCGAUCAUUUGAUUUCAAUCGAUGUACUUUCUGAUAAUUAUGAUGACCAUUGUCAAGAACAAUUACAAGAUUUACUCGAUCGAGCACCCCGUUUAACUUCAAUACGUAUCAGUUGGAAGACAUUGAGCAGUUCUCUUCAACAACUAUUCGAAAGUCGACAUUUAUCUGUCUAUCAAUUAGAGCUGCUUUACUAUGGAGGAACUUUCGAUCGAGAACAAUGCAUGAUGCUUAGAAAAGUUAUAUCAACUAUUCAAUGUCGAGUAUUGAACCUUGUUCUAGAAGAUCGGACAUUUAUACUUGAUCUGAUCAAUACAAUGCCUCAUCUUCAAGCAAUCAAUGUUCAAUGUCGAACUGGUAAGCGACAUCCAUCAUCAAAAAUAACCGAGAAAAAUUCUGCAUGGUUACAACAACAAUUAUCAUCGACAGAUAUGCAUGCAAUAAUUACUCAACAAAAUGAUUUUAUUCGAUUGUGGAUUCGUUAA